This is a messenger RNA of Ornithorhynchus anatinus (platypus), 1089 nucleotides long. Its product is annotated as regulator of cell cycle RGCC-like. NCBI's taxonomy places the organism in Eukaryota, Metazoa, Chordata, Mammalia, Monotremata, Ornithorhynchidae. Gene Ontology annotation, biological process: regulation of cell cycle. Bases 74 to 412 code for a protein of 112 amino acids. The record is from RefSeq and is a predicted model, not a curated record. The transcript has 5 exons. Gene Ontology annotation, molecular function: protein kinase activator activity; protein kinase binding. Gene Ontology annotation, cellular component: cytoplasm.
UAUGUGGGUCCUUGGAUGCCUGGCAUCACUCUAGUCCCGCCAGUGGCCCCGAAGCAUCUUGUCUCCCCCUACCAUGGCUACGGACAGCGAGGCUCCCAAAGGGUUGCCUGAUGAAGAACUCGACGACCUCCUCAAGGAAUUCGACGAGGUCAUCCAAGACUUCGACAACGGCAGCGCCUGCCAAUACGAGGACCACCUGGAGGAGCUGAAGCGGCAGAACGCCUGCAGCGUCUACGACAGUGGCAUCGAUGAGCUGGAGAGUGCCAGCACCUCUCCGGGAAGCAGUUUAAACAGCAGCGAGGAAGACAUCCACUCCCCGGUCACUCCUUCCCACUCCAAAGCUAAACUGGGAGAUACAAGAGAUCUGGAGAAUUACAUUGCUGACCUGGAUAAAGUGCUGGCUGACAUGUGAGAGGCGACGUUUAGUCUCCAGAGAAGGAAUUUUCUGGACAAUUGCUUCAGCUGGACCUGCCUGCCUGUCUCAUCACUUUCUUUGUAUUCUUCCCUGGAAGGACCAAGCCAAGAGCCUACAAUCCACAUUGAAACUAUAUCCUGGAGAGGUCCUGUGGGGCCUCAGACCCCAGUUCACAAAUCUCUUUGCAGCCAAUCAAAUGCAGCUUUCCAAAAAAAUACUAAGUCAGGGGUGGGCAGGGGGUGAGGGAAAGGGGGGACUAACAAAAUAUAGUUGUUACUUUUCGACUUGAAGGGGGCACCAUAGGGGUUUCGUUUGGAAAGCAAAAUUUUCCAUUGGCAGCUCUCCUGCUUUAUUGGAUCGCAAAAACAGAGUGUUGCUCUCUAAUAGUAUCUGAGUGACGAGUGUGCUGAAACUGUCCUCGCCUUUCCUUCCUGCCCUCCCCUUUUCUACCCCCCAGAGUCCUUCGGAAGGUGCCAAAGUGUCGUAAACCAAAUAACUCUAAGGCUGAAUAAGCGGCUUUCCCUGUGGCUCAUUGAAAUACCACUUGGCCAUCAGGAUCCCAACCUGUAAUCCCAUAAUUUCUUAAUGAAUUGCUUAAAGAAUGGAGAAGCAGCGUGGUCUGGUGGAUAGAGGACGGGCCUGGGUGUCGGAAGGACCAGGGUUCUAAUCCUGGC